CACACUUUAGUAUCACUAGUAUGCAAAUAAUUUCACAUUGAUAAGUGUCAUGCAAGAAAUCUAAAAUAUGAAAUUGUUUGAAAUAAUUUUUACCUUCGGGUUAUUCUCCACUGCUGUUGCACUAACCGUCGACAGAAUCGAAUACACACCUACACCUAUUUAUGAGCAUGAUAACCUUGAACUGAAUUGCGUCUACAAUCUUACAGGCGAGAAAUUGUACGCUGUAAAAUGGUAUUAUGAAUUUUAUGAAUUCUUUCGCUAUGUUGAGGACGAGACACCGAGAACUACAGCGUUUCCACAUGAUGGGAUGAUUAUCGAUUCGGACAAAUCUGAUGAGACUAAGGUCCUCCUCAUGAAUGUAAGUCUAGCCCUGAGUGGUUCAUAUAUUUGUGAGGUGGCCACAGACGCACCUCGUUUUUUGGCAGAGCGUGCAACUACUGAAAUACAAAUUUUUAGCGAAUCGAAUCGAACCAUAUCGCACAAGAACGGGGCUGACAAAGGAUUUCAGAAUCCACCACUGGCAAUUAGAAGUACAUUAUGGUCAAAAUUAUUUGGAGACUAUAAUAAAAAUUUGUACCCAGACGGUGGAGCUGUUAUCCUAGUUGAAAUGAGUUUGAUUGAUGUGGACAUGAACACCGAGGGUUUCAUGGAUGCCAAUGUGUGGACAAAAUUGAUUUGGACCGAUAGCCGAUUGAAAUGGGAUAUGGAUUUGACUCCAGUAGAAUUCAUGACGGUAGCAGAGGAUAAUUUGUGGAGACCAGAAAUUUUUCUGCUAAACGGACCAAAACCAAGUGGCGACUGUUCAAAAUUGGGGAGCGUGCUGGUCACACCGGACGGAAACGUAUCGUGGACUUCCUCUUGUGUCUAUAGAACCUUUUGUGUCUGGAAUUAUGCACUAGAUCCUUGUGAGGAGCAAAGUUGCGGUAUGGAAUUUGAAGCCUGGAACAGAUCUGGUGUUACUGAUGUGAUUGUGGAGGAGAAAGGAUUUGAUUUGAAGCGAUAUGUCCAGCGGAAGUACAACGUGACUAGAAAUUCUGCCAGGAAAACCGUACUUGAAACGGGGAAUGAUAAUUCAAUCGAAUUUGCGAAAAGUGUGAUUUUUUCAUUGGAAUUGAAAAAGAUUGGGUGUGAGGGUAUUGUUUGAAUAUUUUUGAGAAAAUGAAGAGAUAUAUAAAUGAGUUAUUAAAAUUUGUAU
Messenger RNA from Folsomia candida, 1195 nucleotides. RefSeq names its product neuronal acetylcholine receptor subunit alpha-5-like. The record is from RefSeq and is a predicted model, not a curated record. The transcript is spliced from 8 exons. Gene Ontology annotation, molecular function: extracellular ligand-gated monoatomic ion channel activity. Gene Ontology annotation, biological process: monoatomic ion transport. Gene Ontology annotation, cellular component: membrane. The coding region runs from base 68 to 1144 and encodes 358 amino acids. NCBI's taxonomy places the organism in Eukaryota, Metazoa, Arthropoda, Collembola, Entomobryomorpha, Isotomidae.